AUGCCUUCGCUAUCAACUCAGCCAUCAUCCUCAUCCAUCUCCAUCCCACCCCGUCCAUCCCGGCCACCCCAAUUACCAUCCGAAACACACUCAUUCAUCGCCCCCGAGUUCGCUCACCUCCAAGAACCCAGCCCACCCCCUCGUGUGCGGGAACCGGCCUUCAACUCGCCUUGCUCGAAGGCUCAUCUUAAGGGCAAGUGGCAUAUGCCUAUACAAGAGCAACGGGAACAGGAGGUAUAUGAAACUUGGAUGGAGAGGAGUAGUGGUCCAAUCAGCCAUACGAAUGGAGCUGUGAAUGGUAAAGCUUCUUCCUCAAUUCCCAAUGUGGGACAGGAUCCCUCUAAGAGGUGCUCUCGUGGUCCUUCCUUCAUUCAAUAUGACAUGAACGACAAUUUGAACGGCGACCUAGAACAUCAUCACUCUAACCAGUUCGCUACCGGUCCUUCAAAAAUUAAAAACACCUCCCCCCUAACACCAAAUGACUCUGCAAAUAACCGACAUCCUUUCCAUACUACAAGCGGUGCUUCAAGUAGCAGGAGUCAUGUCUAUGACGCGUUCGACCUCGACCACGCUGAAGGAUAUCCGAAUCUCGUCACGAGUUGGUCUCAGUACGAAGAAUCCAGCGGGGUCAAAAAGCAGUAUUCGCACCAUUCAGACCCUACACCUGAGAGUGUGGGCGGAAAUACGCAGAAUCCGCACCGCAAAGUACCUAGAAAAAGUACAGAGAGCCCAUCAACGAAGUCGCCAGUGAAGCCAUCUGUGCCGAGCCCGCAGAAGAAGAAAUCGUCACUGGUUCAAUCUAAGAUGAACGCGAUAUACAUCUCUCAAAGGAAAGAAACUAGAUUCGAGGGUCCUUCAAAUAAAGAAACCAUAAUCUCUAGAUUCUCUACAUCCGAGGAUGAAGCCGACGAAGCCGAAGAUCCAUUCCCCUUCCCAUCUGCCAAACGGCAAAGAAAUGGAACAAAUACACCGUAUCCGCAUGCUCCGAUUCCAGAACGAACAAGCGUCGUGAACAGAGCAAAGGAUCCGGAGGAGAGAUAUCCCAAAUUUGGCGCCUUCAACGGCAACAUUGAUACCGAAUACAUCUCUAACUGUACUUCACACAACUCGAACGGCGCCAGCGGAGUCAAUGGUACAACAUCUCGUAUACCCAAACUAGACACAAAUACGACGAUUAGCCACGAAUACAAACGCCAGGGCAGGAUCUUUCAUCCGAUUCUACCCCCGUCGUCAGCAUUCGACCCCUCUCCGCCACCUACUCCCAAACAUUCUGAGAUUGUCAUGUCGUCGAAUGAGAAACCUAUCAAUAGCAGUAGCGUGGCUACUUUAGGUCCGAGUCCUUGUAGGGGUGACCCGACGACAUUCAAUUCUUUCUCUCCUAUUAAGAAUCCGAAUGAGCGGACGCUGGCGAAUACUAUCCGAGAGGCAGUGAACGAACAAAUCGAGAGAGCUAGUCGGACUACGACAAAAGUGCCUGACAUUCAAGAGCGCCUGGCUAAUCUAAACAUACCAGUCACUCAAUCACAACGUCAGAAUGACUAUCCCAACCGCAAUCAAGACCCCACCACCAAGCACAACACCAAUCCCAACCAUGUUGCCAGUACCAGUGCCAACGCCAAUGUCACCACCAUUAUCGCGCAAAAGGAUGCAGAAAUCCUCCAACACCGCACUGCUCUGCCUAGAAAGACCACAGAGCUCUGGAGUUCUAUCUCCCUUCUCCGUGACCUUCCAAAAAUGACUCUAUCAUCGUCUCCCUCGCCUUCAACACCGACAUCUUGGCAUUCGUUUCAUACGGCGAGGGAGCUGCAGGAUCAGUCGUUAGACCUAGAGCAGAGGAUUGAGGAGUUGUUGGGGGAGAUAGAAAGGGGAGGGGAAGGGUGGAGUAGAAGCGGGAGUAGGAGUCGACAUAGAAGUGGGAGUGAGAUAGAAAGGGGGAGGAAGACGCCAAAGUUAGUGAAUGCGCCGAGCUAUCCCGUUCUUCCAACCGCACCACUAUUCUCUAGUUCGAAAGAGAAGGGGAAACAGAAGGUGGGGGUGAAAGAAGAGCUACUCGAGAGUUCAUCCGCUGCUCCGUUCGAGGAUGUGGCGAAAUAUCCAACUUCGACCUCGCUCGUUCCUCUCUUGACCUCUCGCUCCUCUGUUUCCACCCCAGAAAAUGGUUCUGAACCUCCGACACUCGACGCAGAUCUACAGCCGUCGACCACACCCUUCUCUCUAGCGCCGUCCCUGCCGAGCUUUCAGGAUUCUCCGGUAUACAUUGGUAGUGCUGAGCCGAGAAUCAUCACAAACGUUGGACGCGAUCAAGUUCGUCUAACGAGUAUCCGGCGGCGGGCAGGAAGGGAGCCUCUGAAACCCCAACAGCAAGCCCCAGUGCAAGCAGAAGCAGAAGCAGUUUUAGUAGAAGAGAGAGUGCGUAGAGUUACUAGCGGAAUCCCCACUCCUGCCCCUACGCCUCCGCCAAAUGGAGUAGGUGAGAUAGAGCAAUCUACUACACCUCCGAAGCCAAUCCCAGCUUCGGCUUCAUAUCCAGCGUCAGCAUCAACAUCAAUACGGUCACACAGCCCUCCACUCGACCUCCCCAUUCGCCCCCCCAAACCCGCCCUUCAAUUACGCACAUCCAAAUUUGUCGAGCGCUUCUCACUCGAUGGACCAGCGAUGCUAGCAUCCGGCAGCGGAGCAGAAAUCCCAGAUACAGAAGAAAUUACAACCGUCGAAAGACCUGUUGUCGAGAGUGGGGAGAAUGAAAGAAGGACUAGUGACGACGAUGUGCGGGUGAAAGUCGGGAGCCAGGAAGUUAUGGCGCAUAUGGCUGAGGAGGAGAAUGUGGUAGAGGAGAAGAAAAAGAAAGGGAGGACGGUUUGGAUGGGCUGGUUGACCAAGCAGGUUACCAGCAUAUGGAAGGGUAUUAGGAGGAUGUGGACCCCUGCAGCAAUUUGA
Molecule: messenger RNA, 2937 nt
Organism: Lindgomyces ingoldianus
Lineage: Eukaryota; Fungi; Ascomycota; Dothideomycetes; Pleosporales; Lindgomycetaceae
Exons: 2
Coding region: 1-2937 (978 amino acids)
Source: RefSeq, a predicted model, not a curated record